UGUGCUCCUUACAUCUCUCUCCAUCUGUUACAUCUGUAGAUGGGUGCAGGCAUGGUUGAUCCUCCGGGCGGCCGCUUGCUUGACGAGGCGGGCAAGAUCCGACGCAUCGCCGGCGACAUCGCACUGUCGGUCUUCGGAGGCAUUUUCACCGGGUGCAUCAUCAUCAUGGUGUUACAGGCGUUCAUCAACAGCCGCGCCGCCCCGCACUUCUUCCUCCGCAUCGUCGGAGUUGAGGGGCUCGACCCCAGCGCCGCCUCCUCGCCCACCGCCGACGCUGAUCAUGUAGCGCCACCGGCUUUUCGCCUCGCCAUCGACGUGGCCGGGGUACGGGAGGGCUACGCGGCCUGCGUCGGGGGCAACUGUCCGUCCAUGCUGCGUGUCUCGUUCCAUGGCAUGGUCCUUGCGUGGGGCGCCGUGCCGCCGUUCUGCAUCGACGGAAAGCAGCUGCGGCAGCAAGGGCGGGACGGCGCUGCCGACGGCGUGGCCGCCGUGUACGCCAGGGCGGAAAGCGCCGUGCUGCGGGAGGAGCUGCACGGCAUGAUACGUAGCGAGCAACACAUCAUGGGGAAAGUGAACUUCGACGUGGAUGGUUACGUGGCCAGGCUAGGGUAUCUCAGGUGUAAGACCCAUUUCUUCGAGGGAGAGCAGAGCCCUCUGUAUUCGUGCGAAGUUAGAAAAGCAUAUAUCUACUGAUAUAUCUGGUAAUCAUCAUUAGUUAAUCGUACGUUUUGGUAAUGACUAGUUUCGCUGAGCAAUAGAAUAUGAGAACUAAUUU
Oryza brachyantha (malo sina) is the source of this 775-nucleotide messenger RNA. RefSeq lists its product as uncharacterized. The record is from RefSeq and is a predicted model, not a curated record. Bases 40 to 693 code for a protein of 217 amino acids. The transcript has a single exon. Lineage: Eukaryota; Viridiplantae; Streptophyta; Magnoliopsida; Poales; Poaceae.